GAGCAGUACUAGAGAACUAUACGAAAUGUCAAUAAGAAAUUCAUUUUUUUACAAUAAUUUUCUCUUGAAAUCGAGAGCUGAUUGAAAUCCUUUAUUUACUAAAUUUUUAAUUAGAUUGUUUCGUGGUCGCAUUCUUCAAUGCGACAACAUGUUCAAAACACAACAUUGAAUCGGUCAAAAGGGAAAAUUAAUCGUUUCCUGUUUGAAAGUGAUUCGUCCGUCACAAAUUAAUUAAAUUUUAAUUGAUUAUGGAAGUAAAUAAAGACGAAGCGGAACGUUGCAUACAAAUAGCAAUUGACGCAUUGAAAAGUGGUCAUGUUGAGCGGAGUGAGAAAUUUUUACGCAAAGCCGAAAAUUUAUAUCCCACACAACGGGCGAAGGAUUUACUAAGCCAACUGCAUAACACCAAAAAUUCAACGACGGAUUCUAAUGCCAGAAAUCGUAGGCCCAAUGUGAAAACAACAAAAGACGUACCGUCCGAACCAUCUGACUAUACGCAAGCCCAGGUUGAUAUGGUCAGUCGCAUAAAACGCUGCAAAGACUACUACGAAGUGUUGAACGUUACCAAAGAGUCCACCGAUUCAGAAAUCAAAAAGUCGUACAAGAAGCUCGCGCUUCAACUGCAUCCGGACAAAAAUCAUGCUCCCGGUGCGGUCGAGGCAUUCAAAUCGGUUGGCAAUGCUGUGGCUGUAUUGACCGAUGCAGAGAAGCGAAAAUCGUACGAUUUAUAUGGCUCUGAAGGUCGAACGAAUCGAAGUCAGACCUACUACCAUCAUCAGAAUCAUGAAUACGAACACGCCUAUGACAGGGGCGGUAGUUUUGAAUCAGAUUUCACGGCAGAAGAAGUGUUUAACAUGUUUUUCGGUGGUGGUUUUCCACAACAGCGGAUGCAUACACAGAAUCGUCGCUAUCAGCAACAUCAUAGGGAGUCGGUGCAACAGCCAAGUCUUGCGUUCGGAUUGAUUUUGGUGUUGAUCGUAGUGUCCAUGCUAUCGUCCUUCUUCACAUCGGAUCCCGUUUACAGUCUCUCCCAGUCAUCACGCUAUCCGAUACGUCGCAAUACAAUCCACUUAAACAUUCCAUAUUUCGUCAAGGAUAAAUUCGAAAACGAAUACCAGGGUUCGUUGGCUCGGCUGGAAAAUUCGGUGGAAGAGGAAUAUAUAGCGACCAUGAAGCAAGCAUGUUAUCGUGAACGCAGCUAUCGUGAGGUAAUGAUGGCGAAGGCUAGAAGUUUCGGCAGUAAGUCGCAUUUGGAGCAGGCACAAAGUAUGAAAAUGCCAUCGUGUGAAAAUUUGGCUAGAAUCGGUUUGACGAAAUACAUGCCGUAUUAGCCAGUCCGAUUGGUCGCCGUCUCUUAGCGUAUAUUGUUGUUGUUGUUAAUGUAAUUUUUCGUUUUGUUUUGUUUUUUAAUUAUUUCUUACUAAUGCGAGUCCGUUUAUUGUUUACUCUUUCUGUGUACACACGAUACUUAUUAUUAGACCCAAUUGAAGUAUUAUUCUCUUCAUAAAAUAUUUCACUGACAAUUUUCAAAUCGGAAUUAUGUGCUGACUGCUUGUUGCAAUGGAUACAGCGGUCGGAUAUUAUUGCUAUCAAUAAAACAUAGACUCGAAAAACAGAUAAAAA
Molecule: messenger RNA, 1623 nt
Organism: Bradysia coprophila
Lineage: Eukaryota; Metazoa; Arthropoda; Insecta; Diptera; Sciaridae
Product: dnaJ homolog subfamily B member 12-like
Biological process (GO): cellular response to misfolded protein
Cellular component (GO): endoplasmic reticulum membrane
Molecular function (GO): Hsp70 protein binding
Source: RefSeq, a predicted model, not a curated record